Neopelma chrysocephalum (saffron-crested tyrant-manakin) is the source of this 912-nucleotide messenger RNA. RefSeq names its product 5'-AMP-activated protein kinase subunit gamma-1-like. NCBI's taxonomy places the organism in Eukaryota, Metazoa, Chordata, Aves, Passeriformes, Pipridae. The transcript is spliced from 3 exons. The record is from RefSeq and is a predicted model, not a curated record. The annotation marks the transcript as partial.
GGCGGGUGGUGGACAUCUACUCCAAGUUCGAUGUUAUUAACCUGGCAGCUGAGAAGACCUACAACAACCUGGACGUGACGGUGACGCGGGCGCUGCAGCACCGCUCCCACUACUUCGAGGGCGUCCUCAAGUGCUACAAGCACGAGACGCUGGAGACCAUCAUCAACCGCCUGGUGGAGGCCGAGGUUCACCGGCUGGUGGUGGUGGAUGAGAGCGACGUGGUCAAAGGGAUCGUCUCCCUCUCAGACAUCCUGCAAGCCCUGGUCCUCCCGCAGGGCCCCUGAGGUGGUGGUGGUGGGGGGGGUUAAUUCCUCCCCCUGGAGCCCCUCACUCUGCUCUCCUGCCACACUGUGCCCCCCCGGGCUGGCAGAGGCACCCGGGGCGGGACCCCACUCACCAGCAGCAUCCAGCAAUAACUCCCAGCCCUGGGGCAGCCCCCGCUGCCCUUCCCUGGGUGGGGGGAGCCCAAGGUCCCCCCCUGCACCCCAAGGCCAUGCAAAGUGCUGGGGGCAGCCCCCAACCCCCCUGGGGUCACCCACCUCCGUGCCAGGGCUGUUCCCAGUGCAGACCCUCGUCCCCGUCACCCCCCCUCUGCCCCCCCCAGGGUUUCACUGGCUUUGGUGAAACCCCCUCAGCUCUCUCUGGCCCAGGGACCCCCCCCCAGCCCCAGGGGUUCCCCCCAGGCCCCCCCAGGUCCCUCGGCCACAUCCACACCCGCCACCGCUUCAUGCGUGGAGAAAACCCACAAAUAAACACAGACCUGGCACCACCCCGGCUCGGUGCGGGGCACGGGGGGCACCGGCGAGGGAGGGGGUACCCGGGGAGGGGACGCGACCCCCCCGCGAGACAGGGGGAAUCUGCUGAGCUCGCCCAGACCCUAAAUCCCUGUUUGUUCCGCCCGUGGCUUUUCUA